AUGGAGAAUGCCUCUCAAAAGCCUCAAACCGGCUCGAAAAAGUCUCCAAUUCUUUCCAAAAUUCCUCUUCCUACUCAUGAGAACAUUUACACCGUUCCCAAUAUCCUCACAUUCUCUCGUCUAGUUGCGGCUCCCUUGGUGGGCUACUUCCUCGUUCAUGAUCAUCAUGCAGCUGCACUAGCAUUAUUUGUCUAUGCUGGUCUCACAGAUCUUGUGGACGGCUAUAUUGCCCGACGAUAUAACCUUCAGACUGUCGUCGGCACCAUUAUUGAUCCAAUGGCCGAUAAACUGUUAAUGACGAUUGGUGUUGCUUGCUUGGCCGUCAAUGGUUCUAUUCCUGUAUGGCUUGCGGUAAUCAUUCUCGGCCGCGAUGUUGGGCUUGCGUUGUCCGCAAUCUACUACCGCUGGAUAUCUCUUCCCCCGCCAAAGACCAUGGCACGAUACUGGGAUUUCUCCCUUCCCUCCGCAGAGGUCAAGCCAACGGGUAUCUCCAAAGUCAACACAGCUUUGCAGCUUGUGCUUGUGGGCUCCGCGAUCGCACUGCCUGUGAUUCCAGAGGCAGUCCUCGAUGCAUGGAGUCUCCGAGAAGGAAUGACGGCGUUGCAGUACCUCGUUGCAGCCACUACAAUCUGGUCUGGGCUCAGCUACGUCUUUUCCAAAGACGCAGUAAAGAUCCUCACUAAGGAGGAAAUACAGAAGCGCAUUGCAAGAGCCAGCGGGAAGAAGUCCUCAUGA
Molecule: messenger RNA, 735 nt
Organism: Aspergillus pseudoviridinutans
Lineage: Eukaryota; Fungi; Ascomycota; Eurotiomycetes; Eurotiales; Aspergillaceae
Product: cardiolipin synthase
Exons: 4
Coding region: 1-735 (244 amino acids)
Biological process (GO): cardiolipin biosynthetic process
Cellular component (GO): mitochondrion; membrane
Molecular function (GO): cardiolipin synthase activity
Source: RefSeq, a predicted model, not a curated record